Didymosphaeria variabile is the source of this 561-nucleotide messenger RNA. RefSeq names its product [4Fe-4S] proteins maturation (gene ISA2). Gene Ontology annotation, molecular function: 4 iron, 4 sulfur cluster binding; iron ion binding; 2 iron, 2 sulfur cluster binding. Gene Ontology annotation, cellular component: mitochondrion. The transcript has 2 exons. The record is from RefSeq and is a predicted model, not a curated record. The coding region runs from base 1 to 561 and encodes 186 amino acids. Lineage: Eukaryota; Fungi; Ascomycota; Dothideomycetes; Pleosporales; Didymosphaeriaceae. Gene Ontology annotation, biological process: iron-sulfur cluster assembly.
AUGUCCCUUCUACAGCAUUGCACCCGCCGCCUCACGGCCGCUCUAUCUCGACUUCCUGGCGCCCGCCAUGCCGCCCAGCAUCGCGCUGCGGACGCGGCAGCCCACCCUCCGAAGACGCCUAGCCACCGCGGCCUCUCCGACCCCAUCUCCAUCAGACCCCAACCCGCCCGCGCCAUACUUCACCCCCGCACAACCGAAUCCGGAGAGCCCAUGCGCAUCUCCCUCAGCCCCCGCGCGGCCCAUCGCCUCUCUAAAAUCGCCACCGACGACAACAACGCCAACACCGCACUGCGCGUAACCGUGGAAAGCGGCGGCUGCCACGGCUUCCAAUACCUCAUGUCUCUGACAGACUUGAACAAGGAGCCCGCGACCGAGGAAGACACCUUGUUCGAAGGAGACAGGGGCGCAAAAGUCAUCAUCGAUGAAAGUAGCUUGGAAUUGCUCAACGGGAGUACCGUCGACUACACGAUGGAGCUGAUCGGCAGCCAAUUCAAGGUGACAGGUAUCCCGGGCGCGACGAGUAGCUGUGGGUGUGGCACGAGCUUCGACAUCAAGUUGUAA